AGGGUGUUCCGGGUUUGGAGAAACUGCCUGGCUCAGGAGACCCCCAAGGUCGUCUCCUUUGACUAGCGUGGAGGCACCGCGUGCGACGAGGGGACUCCCACAGGGACCGCCACUGGGAGACGCGUCAUCCCGCUCCCCUCUUUAAGAGGAAGGCUCCAGAAUGGAGCUCAGGAAUUGGGAGUCCUGAGUGGGCCGGGCCGGGUUUCUGUCGCUCGGGAGGCCAGUUUAACCAGUCCGUCCCUGGGAGAAGUUGGCCAGGACCGGGACAGUUCGGGCUCCGCACCCGCCCACACAGGCCAGGCCGAGGGCUGGAAGGGCGCGUUUGGGGACUGAGAGGGACUUGGAUUAAAGCCGAAGAAGGGGUCAGAGACAGGAACUUGGAACCCUGCUGGGCCAGCUACCCAGCGUCCCCAGCCCGGUCAUUCGCCCAAGUCUGCUGGGCCAGCAGCUCCCAGGCUGGUUUAUACAGACAGAGCCGGUGCCCGAUAUACCCCUGUCCACGCCCCCGGCGCUGCGCACCCCACCCCAACACUGGUGUCAGCUGAGAACCCUGCCUCCUGUGGGGACUAGAGGGUAGGCACGUUCACCUUCACGCCUUUACUCUUGUGUAAUCCCAGAAGCUACUAGGAUUCUUGAACCGAGCAGCAGGUGCCUGGCUGGUGCCCAGUCUUAACCAGAAGCCAAACUUGGUGCCGUCAUUAGUCCCACCCCAGUAAAGAACUGCUGGGGCUGGAUGGUCAUGGGGGAGCCUGCUAGAGAGGAGUACAAAAUCCAGUCUUUUGAUGCAGAGACUCAGCAGCUGCUGAAGACAGCACUCAAAGAUCCAGGUGCUGUGGACUUGGAGAAAGUGGCCAAUGUGAUUGUGGACCAUUCUCUGCAGGACUGUGUCUUCAGCAAAGAAGCAGGGCGCAUGUGCUAUGCCAUCAUUCAGGCUGAGAGCAAGCAAGCAGGCCAGAGUGUCUUCCGACGGGGACUCCUCAACCGGUUGCAGCAGGAGUACCAGGCUCGGGAGCACCUGCGAGCCCGGUCCCUGCAGGGCUGGGUCUGCUACGUCACCUUUAUCUGCAACAUCUUUGAUUACCUGAGGGUUAACAACAUGCCCAUGAUGGCCCUGGUGAACCCCGUCUAUGACUGCCUCUUUCGGCUGGCCCAGCCUGACAGUCUGAGCAAGGAGGAAGAGGUGGACUGCCUGGUGCUCCAGCUGCAUCGGGUGGGGGAACAGCUGGAGAAGAUGAACCGACAGCGCAUGGAUGAGCUCUUUGUCCUAAUCCGGGACGGCUUCCUGCUCCCAAGCGGCCUCAGCUCCCUGGCCCAGCUGCUGCUGCUGGAGAUCAUUGAAUUUCGGGCGGCCGGCUGGAAGACAACCCCGGCUGCCCACAAGUAUUACUAUAGCGAGGUCUCCGACUAG
Hyaena hyaena (striped hyena) is the source of this 1408-nucleotide messenger RNA. RefSeq names its product MIF4G domain containing (gene MIF4GD). Bases 734 to 1408 code for a protein of 224 amino acids. Gene Ontology annotation, biological process: regulation of translational initiation. Lineage: Eukaryota; Metazoa; Chordata; Mammalia; Carnivora; Hyaenidae. Gene Ontology annotation, cellular component: cytosol. Gene Ontology annotation, molecular function: protein binding; RNA binding; translation activator activity. The transcript has 6 exons. The record is from RefSeq and is a predicted model, not a curated record.